Messenger RNA from Saimiri boliviensis boliviensis (Bolivian squirrel monkey), 1428 nucleotides. RefSeq names its product zinc finger protein 829 (gene ZNF829). Gene Ontology annotation, molecular function: RNA polymerase II cis-regulatory region sequence-specific DNA binding; DNA-binding transcription factor activity, RNA polymerase II-specific. The record is from RefSeq and is a predicted model, not a curated record. Lineage: Eukaryota; Metazoa; Chordata; Mammalia; Primates; Cebidae. Gene Ontology annotation, biological process: regulation of transcription by RNA polymerase II.
AGGAAUUCGAGCGUUUCGUCACGCCUGGCGGGACCCUUGGAUCUUGGGGGUGAGCUAUUUUGGUCGGCGGGAGAAACUGGCCCCGGUCUGCAAGAGCCUAGGUGAGUCACCCAGAAGAGGAGGAAGGAAUGCAUGAUGAACUUCUACAAGCAGUAUCCAAGGGGUCAGUGAUGUUCAGGGAUGUGUCCAUAGACUUCUCUGAAGAGGAAUGGGAAUGCCUGGACUCUGAUCAGAUGAAUUUAUACAGAGAAGUGAUGUUGGAGAAUUUCAGCAACCUGGUUUCAGUGGGACUUUCCAGUUCUAAGCCAGCUGUGAUAUCCUUAUUGGAACAAGGAAGAGAGCCCUGGAUGGUUGACAGAGAGUUGACUAGAGGCCUAUGUUCAGAUCUAAAAUCAAUGUGUGAGACCAAGAUACUAUCUCUAAAGAAGAGACAUUUCAGUCAAAUAAUGCUUACCCAUGAAGACAUGACUCCUUUCAUUCAGUCCACAUUUCUUACUCCACCUCAAAAAACUAUGAGUGAAGAGAAACAAUGGGAAUGUAAGAUAUGUGGAAAGACCUUUAAUCAGAACUCACAAUUUAUUCAACAUCAGAGAAUUCAUUCGGGUGAAAAACCCUGUGAAUAUAAGGAGUGUGGGAAGUCCAUUAGUUAUGGCUCACUUGUUACUCGACAUGAGAGGAUUCACACUGGUAAAAAACCCUAUGAAUGUAAGGAAUGUGGCAAGGCUUUUAGUUGUAGUUCAUAUUUUUCUCAACAUCAGAGGAUUCACAGUGGUGAGAAACCCUAUGAAUGUAAGGAAUGUGGAAAAGCUUUUAAUUAUUGCUCAAACCUUAAGGAUCAUCAAAGAAUUCACACUGGUGAGAAACCCUAUGAAUGUAACGUAUGUGGAAAAGCCUUUACUAAAAGUUCACAACUUUUUCUACAUCUGAGAAUGCAUACUGGUGAGAAGCCUUAUGAAUGUAAAGAAUGUGGGAAAGCCUUUACUCAACACUCAAGGCUUAUCCAGCAUCGGAGAAUGCAUACUGGUGAGAAACCUUAUGAAUGUAAGCAGUGUGGGAAGGCCUUUAAUAGUGCCUCAACACUUACUAACCAUCACAGAAUUCAUGCUGGUAAGAAGCUCUAUGAAUGUGAAGAAUGUAGAAAGGCAUUUAUUCAGAGUUCAGAACUUAUUCAGCAUCAGAGAAUCCAUACAGAUGAAAAACCAUAUGAAUGUAAUAAAUGUGGGAAGGCCUUUAAUAAAGGCUCAAACCUUACUAGACAUCAGAGAAUUCACACUGGUGAGAAACCCUAUGACUGUAAGGAAUGUGGGAAAGCUUUUGGUAGUCGCUCCGACCUCAUUCGCCAUGAAGGAAUUCAUACUGGUUGAAUGAUAGAAACUAAAGACCCUUUUGUUAACCUUUAUAAUAAGAUUUUUUAAAACAGGUAAUGAG